Messenger RNA from Pseudomassariella vexata, 1644 nucleotides. RefSeq lists its product as uncharacterized. Lineage: Eukaryota; Fungi; Ascomycota; Sordariomycetes; Amphisphaeriales; Pseudomassariaceae. The transcript has 3 exons. The record is from RefSeq and is a predicted model, not a curated record. Bases 259 to 1356 code for a protein of 365 amino acids.
CUUCAAUGUUGCAGCUGAGAGGAAACACAGCCUCCUGCAGACCGCCACCCAACUAGUGUUGUGUGGUUUUUCUGCUCGCUUUUCUUCGUGUUGAUUACGGCCACUUUUCUAGUAUUACUCACUCUCCUUUUUCUCUCUUCGAGCCUCAAUUGUGUCUAAUUGUGUCUCCCCGCUCGACGUUCUUGGGUCGAGCAUUGCGUGGCGACAACCCAUUGUUCUGUGCCGUAGGGGUAUUCACAGCGUCCAACAACAAUAAAAAUGGCCAAAUGGGGUCUUUCAACAUGGCUGGUCUUCGUUAGGCUGCUCCAGGUAUUGGCGGCGAUCGUCUCCGCGGGACUUAAUGGGUUCCUGCUGGUGUAUAUCCACGUCAACCGCCUGGGGCUCUCCCAGGCCAUGUCUACGCUCGAGAUAAUGACUUGCGUCGUCCUGAUAUAUACGGCCAUCGUCCUGCUGGUCCAACACACAGGCAGACGACGCAUCAAGGCACCAACGAACGUGGUUGCUACCUUCGUGGUGGGAGACGUGAUAUUCACUGGGCUCAUGAUUGGCGUUAUUACCAUCUUGGCUCGUACAGGCGUGCCUUCAAAUUGCCAGGGGUUGACGACGAGCGAGUCCGACGAUGCGCCAAACAAAGCUCCUAAGGGCUACAACACGAUAGGUUUUGGCGACGGCUCGAGCGACAAAAAGGGGAUGCUUGAUAAGUGGUGUGCACUAGAACGGGGUUACUACUUUAUCUCCGUGGCCGUCAUCUUCUCCUACAUGGUCACGGUCACGCUCUCCAUCCUCCGUAUCUGCGAGGGCCUCUACACGAAGAACACCGAAGUUGACCAACAACUUAUCUCCGCGAGCGAGUUGCAGCAGCUGAAAUUGAAGCCGUCCAAGGACAGCAGCCGCCGCUAUUCGCCCGUGCUUCGAGCUAGAGGAGGGGGGUUCUCAUCCCCAUCACCGGUGACUGAAGGCGUUAGUUCACCACGGUCAACGACAAGCCGCCAGUCGACCGGCCAAUCGUUCCGCCAUCAGGCGCGCAGGCCGACGUUACCCGUUUCGCCGUUGACGUCGCCGACUAUCACGAUUGAUCCGGCUAGGGAGGGGCUGUUGAUACAACAGCAGCAGCAUACCGUGGUAGUCGAAGAAGACCCGGCGGAAGCGGCGGCGGUGGCGGAUGGGUUUCGACCGCAGCAACUUAACCAAGCAGCGGAUGCGCCGCCGUCAUAUACACCGGGCUCGUCGUAUAGGCCGGGGGAGUCCUCGAGUUGUAUGGUUGGGCAUGCGAGGGAGAGCAAUGAGAUGCGGUUGAGUGAGUAUGUCAAAGGCGAGACAAGGGCACAGGAUUUGAAGGAUAGGGGUGGAUUAUAGGCAUGUUAUGAAUGAAUGGCGCUGGCGUUGUGGAUACCUCAUGGAUCGUAUGGGAUACGGGAUACGGAAUGGAGCAUAAGUUAAGUUUAAUGGCAAACACCCUAAUGCAUUGGCAGUUUUGCGUUCCUGGUCUUGUCGCUUCUAUCAGUAUGAGUUCUCGUAGUUGUUAAAUAGAGGCAUCCCCAAGAAGUAACGGGGUACGAAUACGCAUGGCAAAGGGGAGCGAUCUAUUGAUAUCCGGGGUGGAACGAAAACAAUAGCAGAAUAAUAGAUCAUAACCAAACCAAG